Messenger RNA from Iphiclides podalirius (scarce swallowtail), 324 nucleotides. Lineage: Eukaryota; Metazoa; Arthropoda; Insecta; Lepidoptera; Papilionidae. The record is from the annotation of a GenBank genome assembly.
AUGUUGGUUGCGACGUCGCCGCUGGCAGCGGGCCCGUUGCCCGCCACGAAGCUUAUAAAAGAGAGCGCCGCUCUGCUCCCACGCCCGGCGCGCAGCAAUUCCGACGCUCUCAGCGAGCUCUACCCGGGCAGCACCCGCUAUAAAAAGAUCAUCAUAGGAUGGCGGACGAUGGCGGCUGUGCGACAUGCAACCCUGGAAAGCGACUCGGCUAUGCCAUCGAGUGCCGUUGCCAAAAUAAUUAAAGAAAUCUCCGUCGAUGUCCCUCCGCCGCGCCCGCGCCGCUCUAAAAUCCUGUUGAAAAAAGUAUUCAAACUGACGGCAACG